AUGGCGGCAGCUGAUGCCCUCGACUUCCAAAAGAUAAUAUCUGAUGGUGCGACCAAGAAACAGCCAGAUUCCUCAGCAGAGUUCCCGUUUGCUGACGGUGCCUCUUCUCAAAACCCAGCCCGUGAGCGCAAGAGAAAUGAAGCCCUUGCAGCUCGAAUAUUCUCCCGGUAUCGCAACCGGAGCUCGCUACCGAGCUUGAAGGCUGCGCCCAGUGGCUCGUUAGCCAGUCGUGUUGGUGUGAAGAAGCAUCGGACCUCGGACACCGUUGUGCGCAAGACAAGCGGUUCCCGGCAGGGUAAUGUCAACCGCGAGUGGACGCACGAUCUCCACGAUUCGAUAAACUCCAGCCCCUUGCCGCUCAGCUCGCGCGCGAGACUUCCCGACACCAAACCCCAGGUUGCGACCAAGAACAUGGCCUCUGGCGGCGGGCCGCGCGCCUCACUACGGGCGCCUGUCGCCCAUGCGAUGGAUCUCGACCCGGACCACGAUCAUGACGACGGCAGCUCGCCACGAGACAGCAUCGGCAUAUCGAUCCGUGGACUAGCCGGCCCCUUCGCUGUCAUAGGCCAGAACUUUGCGCCGGGCACCACGGCAGCUGAUAUUGAGAGUGCCAUGGCCCCCAUUGGUGGCGAUAUGGUAAGCUGCAAGAUUACCAAGACGAGACCAUUUCUUGUGGCCGAAAUGCUAUUUGCGUCCCGUGAGGGCGGCCAGCGGGUGAUUGACACAUUUGACAACAAGACGGGCAUGUCGGCAGGCCGACGGUAG
This is a messenger RNA of Drechmeria coniospora, 765 nucleotides long. RefSeq lists its product as uncharacterized. The record is from RefSeq and is a predicted model, not a curated record. The transcript is spliced from 3 exons. Bases 1 to 765 code for a protein of 254 amino acids. NCBI's taxonomy places the organism in Eukaryota, Fungi, Ascomycota, Sordariomycetes, Hypocreales, Ophiocordycipitaceae.